AUGCAAGGCUUUGAUGUCAUCACCAUCAACCGUGAAAGUCGAAGUCUGAUCACAAAAUUGAGCUUUACUUCCAUCGACCACGACACCCUGGUUCCACAUGUGCCUUGGACGAGUACCCAAGAGGUAUCAGGAGUCGCAGAACCGCAUUACCAGCUGGGCGAUGAGUGUGCGCAAAAUGUCCAAGAAAGUGUCGAAGGGGUUUGGUUCGCUCAGGCGCAGCUCAAAUGUCUCCCAGCAGCUUACAUCACAAGUCUUAGACGCGACGCCGACGGCAGAGCUUUUGUGGCUUUGAAGAGGAAUGACAUCGAAAUGAUAAUGAAAUUUGCGAUCGAGGAAUCUACCCGUGAGCGCUUCUUGAUUGCUUCUAACAACAGGUGUCCACAGAACAUUGCCUUAUUCGAAGAACUGGUCAGUUAUCGAGCACAGAUCGCCCAGUUUUUGGGAUACGCAUCAUAUGCUGAAUAUACGAUUCAAGACUGUAUGCUGGACCUUUCAGAAGUGAAAGGUCUUCUAAAUGCUACUAGGAAAGAAAUGGCUGACCGAGCCGCUAUAGCGAGGGCAGAUCUCAUGAAAAUCAAGCAGCAGCAUCUUAUAUCUCAGGGGAAAGCGGAAGAUGAGAUCGAUGCCAGAAUCCAUUUCUGGGACGUAGCAUUCUAUUCCCGACUUGCCAAGACAGAGAAAUAUGACUUUGACGAAAUGAGCAUGGCAGAGUACGUCCCCCUCGACCAUACGCUAGCUGCUGCCCACGGCGCAUGGGUUUGGUAUGACACCGUCACGGUCUUUACUGCCUGGAAUGAGGAGGCACUGGGCGGCGACUUCCUCGGCUAUGUUUAUUUGGACCUUUUCCAUCGACCGGGAAAAUACAACGGUAACUGCAAUAUUACAUACGCGCUGGGCUUCCCGGGAAACAAACCCAGCAUUUCAUCACUAGCUUCUUUCGCUUCUACAGCACCUAGUCUUCUCCGACAUCGACAGCCCACUUCUAGUUUUGGCCAUUUGAAAGCUCAUCCACAUAGAAACAACAAUCCCCCCAAACUUCAUACGUUUGGAAACAGUAACAGAGACGCAUGCCCUAUCAACGAAUGGACCUCGAAAGAGUUCCAUGACAUCUACGGCGACUGCUUCAUCUCGGGAUUCAUUGAGGGCGGCGAGCUGCACGGAGUGGUCUCCGUUCGAGCCCUCAAUCGCGGCGAGUCGGGGUCUAUCGAAGCCGUCCUGAAAAGCGCAUUGAUGAGCACCUCCUCUCCCGAUGAGUUCGCAUACACCCUAGAGAGCGCCAGUGCCCUGGAAAAAGCUCUCGGGAGAUCCGAGACCAUCAUUAAUGUCCACUGGAUGGGCGGCGGGCAGAUUCAAGACGAACAGGACGAGUGGACCCUGAUAUGUGGUAUACUCCUUGAAAGAGGCUUCGGAAGGUAA
Messenger RNA from Penicillium odoratum, 1416 nucleotides. RefSeq lists its product as uncharacterized. The transcript has 7 exons. Gene Ontology annotation, biological process: proteolysis; peptide metabolic process. Lineage: Eukaryota; Fungi; Ascomycota; Eurotiomycetes; Eurotiales; Aspergillaceae. The record is from RefSeq and is a predicted model, not a curated record. The coding region runs from base 1 to 1416 and encodes 471 amino acids. Gene Ontology annotation, molecular function: metalloendopeptidase activity.